Sesamum indicum (sesame) is the source of this 1184-nucleotide messenger RNA. RefSeq lists its product as uncharacterized. The record is from RefSeq and is a predicted model, not a curated record. Gene Ontology annotation, biological process: transcription initiation at RNA polymerase II promoter; transcription by RNA polymerase II. Gene Ontology annotation, cellular component: transcription factor TFIIF complex. Lineage: Eukaryota; Viridiplantae; Streptophyta; Magnoliopsida; Lamiales; Pedaliaceae.
UGAUUCACAGGAAUCACAUUUCUCACAGUCAGACAGCAGAGCUCACCGCAGCCUUCCAUGGCGGAGAAACCCAACAUCGACUCCAACAACUCUACUUCCGCCGCGGCGCCGACGAAGAGCAGCCACCUGGAAACCAGCAAGGCGGACCGACACGUGUGGCUGAUGAAGUGCCCGCCCGUUGUCGCACGCGCCAUGCAGAACCACCACCUCCUUUCUCCGCCGCCGUUCUCCUCUGACGCGGGUUCCGGACAAACUGUCGCUAAGGUCGUCGUUUCCGUCGACCCACUUCGCCCCAAUGACGACUUCUCCUCCACCCAGUUUACAAUGGAGUUGGCUGGCACUGCAGAUAGACACAUGCCCAAGUGCUACUCAAUGGACAUGUCCACUGAUUUUAUUCCUAUGUCUGUAUUUGCUGAAUCUUCUCAAGGGAAGUCUUCUGUGGAGGGGAAAAUCUACCAUAAAUUUGACAUGAAGCCUCAUGAUGAAGAUAUUGAAGACUAUGCAAAACUAUGCCGGGAGAGGACAAACAAAUAUAUGACUAAAACUAGACAAAUACAGAUUAUUAAUGAUGAUGGUGGAAUACGUAUGAGGCCCAUGCCCGGGAUGCUUGACAUAAAAUCCUCUGUAUUUGUGGAUAAGAAGGAUAAGAAGAAAGUUCAAGCAAAGGUGUCAGAAAAUAAAAGAACAAGAAGAGAUCCUGAGGAAAUGGAGAAGAUCAUGUUUAAGCUCUUUGAGAAACAACCAAAUUGGACGCUGAAACAACUGAUUCAGAAGACAGAUCAGCCUGAGCAAUUUCUUAAAGAUAUGCUUAAGCUGCUCUGCGUGUACAACAACAAGGGAGCCAAUCAAGGAACCUAUGAGCUGAAACCCGAGUAUCGGAGAUCAGAAAACAAAUCAGAUGCCCAGCAGACGACCACAAGAUAGGACAUGUUUCCUAGUCAUUUGCGACUCUUAGAAUAUUACUCUUUCUCGUGGUACUUUCUAACCACCUAACUCGAGUAUUUUAGUCACUUUUUAGUGAUUGAGUAGCACCUUCUUGAUGGAUAACAGUGCUCUGUUUGAGAUUCUUCUGUAACUAUGAUCUUACUUACUAUUCAUUGUUGAACCGUCUACGUAGUUUUAAGCUUCAACAAGCUACUUGAAGUUUUAGCAACUUUCACCCAACAAAAAUUACAAAUUUCUCU